Molecule: messenger RNA, 904 nt
Organism: Anarrhichthys ocellatus (wolf-eel)
Lineage: Eukaryota; Metazoa; Chordata; Actinopteri; Perciformes; Anarhichadidae
Gene: mgp
Product: matrix Gla protein
Exons: 5
Coding region: 117-470 (117 amino acids)
Cellular component (GO): extracellular region
Molecular function (GO): calcium ion binding
Source: RefSeq, a predicted model, not a curated record
CAUGCCUUCAGGAAUUUGGGGGAAUAUCUCGGGAGGAAAACACAGACACAGAGAUAUUUCCAAGACUUCAUACUUAUCUUUCACGUGCCACAGAGCGGAUUACACAAGCCCCCAGGAUGAGGAGCCUUCUUCAGUUUCUGGCACUCUGUGUCGCGGUCUCUUUCUGCGUCUGCUACGACUCUCAUGAAAGCACAGAAUCCGUUGAAGAUCUGUUUGUGCCUCCGAACCAAGCCAACUCGUUCAUCACGCCACAGAGGGGCAACGUAUACAACCCAGCCAGAGGGAACGGCCACAGCUAUUACAACUUCAUGAGGACGAUAAAGUCUCCAGCGGAGAGGCGUGCGGAGACCUGUGAGGACUACUCUCCCUGCCGCUUCUACGCCCAUCGCCACGGCUUUCAGCAGGCCUACCAGAGAUACUUCAGCUCCCGAAAUCAACCCCAGAGACCAGCCGUGACUCGUCGGUACUAAACAGAAAGUAUCUGUCUGUCGAAAAGCGGAAUCAUCAUUAUCAUCUGGGAAUGAAUGCGCAUUCCUUUACCCCCCCCAUAUCACAACUUUUCUAUGAUUUAUUUGUUGUUUUUGUGGCCUCUUGCGGAUGUGGAAUGGAUCCUGGAAGAAAAACAAGUUCUGUAAACACAGAGGCAUCCAGUGUCACUUACAGGUGUGUAGAAAUUCACGGCCCAUCUCUUGUGUAAUCUCAGGAUAACCUUUAUCCGCUAUUAUCACACCUUCACAGCAUUUAUGAGCUUCAUGCGCUUUAUGCACAACUGAAGUGUUCCGCUCACUAACCGUUUCUCACAUUAUCCACCUAUUUAUCCAGGCCAGCACUGCUGUCAGUGAUUUAUUGUUUUCCAUUGCUUUGAAUAAAUAAAUGAAAUCCCCUUUAUUGGGGUUUAUCUUAA